Carassius carassius (crucian carp) is the source of this 1603-nucleotide messenger RNA. RefSeq names its product fucosyltransferase 10 (gene pofut3). Gene Ontology annotation, cellular component: Golgi membrane. NCBI's taxonomy places the organism in Eukaryota, Metazoa, Chordata, Actinopteri, Cypriniformes, Cyprinidae. The coding region runs from base 202 to 1542 and encodes 446 amino acids. Gene Ontology annotation, molecular function: alpha-(1->3)-fucosyltransferase activity. The record is from RefSeq and is a predicted model, not a curated record. The transcript has 4 exons.
UUAAAGGGUCGCGUAACGGAAGUGACGCUGAUACGGAAAAGCGCUCCUCGGACAGCCGCUAUGGGAUCAAUAUAUCUACAGGAAUAAAUCAUGCAUUACAGAUCGCAAAUAUUCGAAAAAAAAAAAAAAACAUACCAUCAGAAUUAAUGAUUAGGAAGUGUUAUUGUUUUUAACGUUUCGCUCGCGGACAGAGGGUUUGACAUGUGGCCAGUCUCUGUUAAAAAACUUUGCGCUUUUUGUUUCUGCGCGUGUGCGAUUGUGUUUUUAAUCAUGACAUUUCAGGUUAUCGAACAGCUCGGACAGUUCGAGCAGAGCACACUCAGACAGAAGUUAACACACACACGGGUUCAGGACCCUGUCAUUGUGUGGUGGUCUCCUCUGACUGGAGAACUGGGACGUCUCGGAGACUGUGGCCAUAACAGAUGUUUCUUCACUGUUAACAAGUCUUAUCAUUCCCAUCCACACACAAAAGCUUUUCUUUUUUAUGGUACAGAUUUCAGCAUUGAAAGUCUUCCUCUUCCGCGUCAUGAGCAGCACCAGUGGGCGUUGUUUCACGAGGAGUCGCCCAAGAAUAACUACAAGCUUUUUCACGAGCCACUCAUUACCCUGUUCAACCACACGGCGACCUUCAGCCGUCGCUCUCACCUGCCCCUCACCACGCAGCACCUGGAGGACCUCAGCGCCCUCCGCGCACAAACACACCUGCUGCCUCUGGCCUACAAAAACCAGCUGAGGAGGGCUCUGGCGCCCGUGGCGUACGUCCAGUCGGACUGUGACCCGCCGUCUGACAGAGAUGUUUACGUUCAAGAGCUGAUGCAGCACAUCCAGGUGGACUCAUACGGACAGUGUCUUCACAAUAAAGACCUGCCGCCCCAUCUGAGAGACUCCACUGCAAUGGACGAUCACGAUUUCUACCAGAUCCUCGCCCAGUACAAGUUCAUCCUGGCCUUUGAGAACGCCGUCUGCGAUGACUAUAUCACUGAGAAACUGUGGAGGCCGCUCAAACUAGGCGUUGUGCCGGUGUACUACGGAGCUCCUAACGUUCGCAUGUGGUUGCCAGAUAACAGGAGCGCAGUGGUGGUCAAUCCCAAUGAGCCGCCGAAGAAGCUCGCUCAGUAUUUAAAUUGGUUGGACAAGAAUGACGGGGAAUAUCUGAAAUAUCUGGAGUGGAAGCAGAAGCGGGAGAUAUCUAAUGUGAAUCUGGUGAGAGAGCUGAAGGACAGACCGUGGGGUGUUCAGGAUAUUGGUCAGGACAGCUUCAUUGACGCCUUUGAGUGCAUGGUGUGCAACAGGGUCUGGGAGAAUAUCCACCGGCAGGAAAAGAAACUGCCAUCUAAAGUCUGGAGAGCUGAAGAAAGCCACCUCACAUGCCCACCUCCAAAGCUGUUUGAGUUUGCUGUGAGCCCCAGCUCAUCUCUUCGGCAGAUAUGGAGAGCCAGUUAUGAGCAGUCCAGAAGAGAAGCACGAGCGCUGGGACUGAUGCUUCGCAGGAACAGAAACUUUACAGUCACGCAGUUCUGGAGAGAAGUGUUUACUGACUAAAGGAAACGGGUAACUGAAAUGCAGUUAUUAUGUUUAUGUGGAUGGCAAACCUGUGGGCUGC